AUGGAAGAUGACGGACCUACACACAUUUACAACUUCAGAGUCAUUGCGAUGGUCUUGAUUGUGUCGCUCGGAGGUCUUAUCUUCGGUUUCGACACCGGCCAGAUCUCCGGUUUCCUAGCCAUGGAAGAUUUCCUGGGACGCUUCAGUGAGAACGGAACUGAAUUCACCGCUGUAAGAGAAGGUACCAUCACUGGUCUGUUGUCCAUCGGAACACUACUCGGAGCUAUUAUCGCUGCACCCAUCGCCGACAAGUUCGGACGCCGAAUGUGUAUUCUCGUCGGAAACAUCCUGUUCUGGAUCGGCAUGAUCGUACAAAUGACAUCCACAACUGCCUGGUACCAGGUCGCUAUUGGCCGUUUGAUUGCAGGCUUCGGUGUCGGCAAGCUCUCAGUCCUCACGCCCAUGUACAUGAGUGAAACCGCACCCAAGCAAAUUCGUGGCUCCAUGGUUUCAUGUUACCAACUCUUCAUCACCCUCGGUAUCUUACUUGCAGACGUAAUCAACCUCGGUACCAAGAACAUUGACGGACCUGCCUCAUGGCGUAUCACCAUGGGUAUCGGUUUCGUUUGGUCCGGAAUCAUGGCUGGUGGUAUCUGGCUUCUUCCAGAAAGUCCUCGCUGGAACUACCGCAGAGGAAAGGUCGACGAGGCUAGACACACUAUCGCCAACGUCUACGGUGUAUCUCAAAACCACUCUUCUGUCAACCGCGAGAUCCGCGAGAUCAAGGCCAAGUUCGACGUGGAGCAGGCUGGAGGAAACCACCCCUUCUGGGAGGUCUUUACUGGUCCUCGUAUGGCCUACCGUGUUACCCUAGGAGCUGGUCUCCAGAUGCUCCAGCAGCUGACGGGUGCCAACUUCUUCUUCUACUACGGUACGACCAUCUUCGACUCUGUUGGUAUCAGCGACAGUUUCGUCACUGCUACUAUCCUCGGUGCUGUCAACUUCGUCUGCACCUUUGGUGGUCUUUGGGUCGUUGAGAAUGUUGGUCGUCGCAAGGCCCUCAUUUUCGGUGGCUUCUGGAUGUUCGCCAUGUUCAUGGUGUUUGCCUCUGUCGGUCACUUCCAGCUCCAGCAAGGCGUCAACACAGGAACUGCAGGUACCGUCAUGAUCAUCUUCGCAUGUCUUUUCAUCGCCGGAUACGCCACAACUUGGGCACCCAUCGUUUGGUGUGUUGUCGGUGAACUCUACCCUACUCGCUACAGAGCAAAGGCCAUGGGUAUCGCUACCGCCAGUAACUGGACUUGGAACUUCUUGAUCGCCUUCUUCACCCGCUUCAUCACCAACGACAUCGAUUACCGCUACGGUUACAUCUUCGCCGCCUGCAACUUUGCCGGUGCUUUUGUCGCUUACUUCUUCCUCUGUGAACACCAAGGUCGUACGCUCGAGGAGAUUGACACUAUGUACAUUCUUCACGUCAAGCCUUGCAAGAGUUCAGGCUGGACAGCUCCCGAGAAUGAGGAGUUGGUUACUGCAGAUGCUCUCGCCUUGACUUCUGGCGCUCGCGGUAUCAAGAAGGCUGACGCUGCUGGUAUGGAGAGUGAACGCAGAGUUGAGAACAUGCAGGUCCCUGCGGCCACCGAGACUCAUGGUAUCCACGAUGUUUCUGGCACCGAUUUCGUGCCCGAGAGCACGAGGGCAGCUGAUGGCCGUCCGCCAAAUGUCGGACAAUAG
This is a messenger RNA of Aureobasidium pullulans EXF-150, 1671 nucleotides long. RefSeq names its product general substrate transporter. The transcript is spliced from 3 exons. The record is from RefSeq and is a predicted model, not a curated record. Gene Ontology annotation, biological process: carbohydrate transport; transmembrane transport. Gene Ontology annotation, cellular component: plasma membrane. Bases 1 to 1671 code for a protein of 556 amino acids. Lineage: Eukaryota; Fungi; Ascomycota; Dothideomycetes; Dothideales; Saccotheciaceae. Gene Ontology annotation, molecular function: carbohydrate:proton symporter activity.